AUGGGCAUCGAGACUGCAAACACAACAACAACAACAAUAAUAACAUCAACAACACACACACAACACUGGUCAAAUUUAACAGUUCCAAAUAUUUACAAUUUGAACUCGAUACCGACUGUUCGUGAGGACAGACUUCAUGAUGAUACACAUGCACUACAACCUGGCCAACUUCCUGAGGGAGACGGGGCAGCGGGAGCUCGCCGUGCACCACUACAGGGAGGCGCUCAGGCUGUGGCCGGACUACGCGAGCGCUCACAACAACCUGGGCACGCUGCUGGCGGGGGCGGAAGCCGAGGCGCACUUCCUGGCCGCGGUGGGGCUGGCGCCGGCGCACGUGCACGCCCACUACAACCUGGGCCAGCUCUACAGGAGGGAGAACCGCAGCGCGGAGGCGGUGCGCGUCCUGGAGCGCUGCGCGCGGCUGGACCCCGGCUACCUGCCGGCGCAGCGCCUGCUGGCGCGCCUCUACACCGAGGCCGGCGACCGCGGCAGCGCGGGCAGCCUGCUCGCCAGGCUGGCGCUGUCCCCGGCCACCACCGCCGACCGACUCGCGCUGUACGCCGCCUGGCUGCACGAACAAGGUCGUUGCUGGGAGUCUCUGCAGCUGUUCCGGAGGGCGCUGCGGCUGGAGGCGGGCCACGGGCCGUCGCUGCUGGGGGCGGCGAGAGCGCUGCGGGGGCUGGGGCAGCUGGUGCGCCUUCGCGUGCUGCUCACCAGGGUAACUUACCCUUGGAAAACAAAUGUCAUGUUUCAACGUAA
Schistocerca gregaria is the source of this 759-nucleotide messenger RNA. RefSeq names its product translation initiation factor IF-2-like. The record is from RefSeq and is a predicted model, not a curated record. NCBI's taxonomy places the organism in Eukaryota, Metazoa, Arthropoda, Insecta, Orthoptera, Acrididae. The transcript is spliced from 6 exons. The coding region runs from base 1 to 759 and encodes 252 amino acids.